Messenger RNA from Rubroshorea leprosula, 1441 nucleotides. The record is from the annotation of a GenBank genome assembly. Lineage: Eukaryota; Viridiplantae; Streptophyta; Magnoliopsida; Malvales; Dipterocarpaceae.
UCUUUGAGAAAAUGAAAAUGAAAACAACUCAGCUGCCCAUCUGAAAUCCAUUCCAAAAUCUCAAGAAAAAGAAAGCAUCAAGAGACCCACUUAGGGUCACCUACAGAUCAUGUACUCAGACAAAGCAAAAUAGAAUAAUAUAAUCCCCCAUGAUCCAUGGAUCCUCAAAAUGGGAUAUGCAGGCCAAACUUCCCUCUCCAGCUCCUAGAGAAAAAGGAACAACAGGAGCAGCUGCGUUCCACUUCUGGCGAUGCAGAGCCAAGCUCAAAAAUUAUAACUUUGGAACCACCCAAGAAACCUCCUCCCAAAAGGGCCUCAACCAAGGACAGGCACACCAAGGUGGAAGGCCGCGGCCGCCGUAUCAGAAUGCCCGCCACCUGCGCUGCUAGGGUUUUCCAGUUGACAAGGGAGCUUGGACACAAAUCCGACGGCGAAACCAUUGAGUGGUUGCUGCAACAGGCGGAGCCUGCCGUUAUUGCUGCAACCGGAACAGGUACUAUCCCUGCUAAUUUUACAUCUCUUAAUAUUUCUCUAAGAAGUUCCGGCUCCAGCAUCUCGGCAUCUCAUCACUUGAGGAGUGCUUACUUCAAUCCAAAUUUUCCGGCGUCACAGCAAUUUAGAAUAAGAAGUGAGUGGGAAAGAAAUGUUCUGGAUGAGUCUUCUCAGCAGCAAAGGAGAUUUUUGUUACCAGGCGUAGCUUUAUCAUCGGAGGAUUCCUUAAAUUUUCCUAGUAGCAGCAAUGUAACCGCUUUCUUGCACGCUAAGCAAGAGUUACGCGACGGAGUGACCGUAGAUGUCACCGAUGCUGAAGCCAUUUCAGCAGGGAAGAAGAGAAGACCAGAGCAAGAAUCAUCACAUAGUCAGAUGGCCGGUAGUUACUUGAUACAGUCAAGUACGGGGUCGAUUCCAGCAAGCCAUAGUCCGAUUCCAGCAGCAGUUUGGAUGGUGUCGAAUCCCAGUAACGUCAUGAGCGGUGGUGUUGGUGGCGGUAGUGACCCUGCGUGGACAUUUCCUUCGGUUAGUAACACCAAUUUGUUUAGGGGAACUAUGUCUAGUGGGGUACAUUUUAUGAAUUUCACUUCUCCCAUGGCUCUCUUGUCUGGACAACAAUUGGGUUCAGUCAACCCUGGAGGUCAGGUGACAGAUCACAGUCAUUUAGGCAUGCUGGCAGCCCUGAAUAAUUACCGGCCGAUCCUUGGAACUGGUAUUUCAGAAUCUUCUGCAGGUGGAUCACAUCAACAUUACCACGGAAGAGAAGACGAGCAUGAUACGGCCAGUCACCAUUCCUAGAGCAAAUUACACAUAAAGUGUGUGGCUAGUUUGAUGAUGCUCAUAGUAUAUGUUUGAUCUGAAAUAGGCAUUCCCAGGUUUGAAAUGUUUUGGAAAUUCAGUGUGAUGAUAUAUAUCCAAUUUCCGAUUGAAAUAAAGAAUUUAAAAAGUU